CUAUCCACAGUCACAUGACCUGCAGUGAGUCACGUGAUCAGGGCUCCAUUCUCGCCAUUUUGAGUCCAGAGUGAAGCACUUUUUAUACUACAGAAAUAAAAAGGCAGCGCAUCACGAGCUCCGAGGCCAAAGAUCAGACAAAACUGCCGCAUCAGAAUGGAGGACAGCAGUGGAGUCGCUGUCCUUGUGCCUCACUCUAGAGGCCAGCAGGAUACCGUCUUCAUUCCCGACAGACGUCUUCAUGGUGCCGAGGACCAGGAACGGCAGCAGCAAAAGCAGGCUGCAGACUCUCUCAUUCAGGUCAUUGAGAAGCUCAGCAAGAUUGUGGAAAAGCGGCCCAGACGGUGUACCGUCUCUGGGAAAAAGAGACCCUUGGUGACCUGUGCUUCUGUACCUGUUCCAGACAGCAGGGACAGCACAGAAGUGGUCACCCCUUGUAAGAGAUCCAGAGAACUAAGGGAUGACCGCUCAACGGUCACAUGCUACCAGUGCAGUAUGUGCAGAUUUAUCUCCCCUAGAUUGGAGCUGUUGAAAGAGCAUCUGCUACUUCAUGAUGAGCAGCACAGUGACCUCAUCCUCAUGUGCUCCGAGUGCCAGUUCACUUCAAACCAUCAAGAGGAACUGGUGGCACAUAUAAGGCUCCACCUGGAGGAGGGCGAUCAUGCCAGACACAUCCUAGAUGAGCAAGCAUCAGCAAGGAGCGUUCACCAAAGGAUGGGAGUUUUGAAGGCAAGCGAUUCGGAAUCAGAGAAGACGUCCACUCCCAAGAAGUGGUACAGCUUUGAGCAUGGCAGGUACCGUUGUCUCAUCUGCAACUACGAAUGCAGACAACAACGCAAUCUGAAGACCCAUGCAUGGAAACACGCUGGCCUGGUUGAUUGCUCGUACCCCAUAUUUGAGGACGAGACGGACUGUCCUGGUACCCUACAAAGCUCCAGUCCUCCUUUGGUUCCAGCAGGUAAAGAGGAUACCAUAGUGGUCCUCGCAGCUUUUGGAGGAAAACCUCAGACCAUUCAUGGCUCCUCCAGCCUCCAGCUAGAGCUGUGUGCUUCACCAGAACUGAGGUGUCAUGGGGAGGAGGAAGCUUUGAAAACAGUGGAGACCAAACUCCCAAUGAUCAGUCAAGCGUUUUCUCUUAAAGUCCCAGAGGAGCCUUUGGUGGAGGUCCAGAUGACACCAGAAGCCCAAAUGGAGCUGGAGUUGGAGACCGAGAACCAACAGGCAAGCUCUGACAGCCUCCUGUCCUCUGCGCAGAAGAUUAUUAACUGCAGUGGGAACAGUUCCGGCCACGUCAACGUCAUCGUGGAACGCCUUCCCUGUGCCGAGGAACCGGUGUCCAGCAAACCUUUGCUCCUCAGCCCAGAAGUAGGAGGAGACAAGACCCUUCUUUCUUCUGAGGAGUCAGAGAGCCAACACAUAUACUAUAAACAAAAGGAGGAGGUUAUGAUCACGUGGAAUGGAGUAGAUCAACAACAAGAGGAAGAGUCAGUGUCUUCAAGUUCUCCCUCAGAUGAAAACGUGCCACCGGUUCGGAGGAGGACUUACUCGGAGUCUCUUCGGCUGCAUUCUUUGGCAGCCGAGGCAUUGGUGGCCAUGCCCAUGAGGACCCCAGAGCUUAGCAAAACCACUGCAAAAGCUAUCCAUGACCCGAGUACUCAAAGCCCUGACACGGGCCAGGGAAUUAUAGAGAUUGCUGACACUGCCAACUCUAAGGUGUCCUCGGGAGAGCUCACGGCUGCUAUUGGGGAUCCAGGUGCUCUUCUCAAUCUUGGCCUCCAGAGUUCAAGAGACUCUCGAGAUGUGCUGGUCGAGGGACCCUCCAAAGCUGGAAUCAGCAUGUCUCUUUUGACUGUCAUCGAGCGACUGCAAGAGCGUUCUGACCAAAACACUUCAGACGAGGACAUUCUGAAAGAGUUGCAGGACAAUGCCCAAAGCCAACAUGGAGGUGGAGUUUCUGGGGGUGCUGCUGUGCCUGGCGACAUUUCCACUACAGACGGUCUGGUGGAUUAUAUUGCUGGGAGCGAAAGGCCCUACCGCUGUCGACUCUGUCUGUACAGCAGCGGAAACAAAGGUUACAUAAAGCAGCACCUACGUGUUCAUAGACAAAGAGAACCCUAUCAAUGCCCAAUCUGUGAGCACACAGCCUGUGACAGUAAGGACCUGGAGAGUCACAUGAUCCACCACUUCAAGCCUCGCAUGUACAACUGCAAACAGUGCACUGAACGGUUCCACUACAAGAGUCAGCUGAGAAACCAUGAGAGAGAUGGGCAUGGGAUAGAUGACAUCAGCAGCACACUGACCCACGUCACUGAAAGAACAGCAAUCAUUGAAGAGCCAGUCAAGAUAACAGAUGAUGAUUCAGUUGGUGAACAGAGCGUUUUCAAAUGUGAUGUGUGCGACUACACCAGCUCCACGUAUGUUGGGGUGCGCAACCAUCGGCGAAUCCACAGCUCUGAUAAACCAUACAGGUGCUGCAGCUGUGAUUUUGCCACAACUAAUAUGAAUAGCCUGAAGAGCCACAUGAAGAGGCAUCCACAGGAACACCAAGCCAUGCAGCUGCUGGAGCAGUACAGGUGCUCUCUGUGUGGUUACGUGUGCAGCCACCCACCAUCUCUCAAAUCCCACAUGUGGAAACACGCAGGAGAUCAGAAUUACAACUAUGAGCAAGUCAACAAAGCCAUCAAUGAGGCCAUUUCCCAGAGCAGCCGAUCUCCUGCUGCACCUCUGAAGUCAGCACAUGAGACUGUCUUGAACAGAAGAGACAAACCAGAGGGUAAUAACCCCGUGAGGUCUCAGGCCGGUGGAGCUGUGCCCUGGCAGAGCGGCUCGGAGCAGACACGGCCAGGUAUGGAAUACUGUGUGCUGCUCUUUUGCUGCUGUAUCUGUGGCUUCGAGUCCAGCAGUAAAGAGCAGCUGAUGGAGCACAUGAAGCAGCACGAAGGAGAUCUGAUCAGCAUCAUACUGAGCAAGGAGCAGCAGGGAAACCAGCCCACAGAGACCAGCAGCAGCCAGUGAAGCACACCUUUUCAUACACACUGUUCUUCUGUCAUUUCUGCUUGAACAGGCAACAUGCACAAUCUGUCAGUCUCUCUUUGUAUUGAUAUUAGUAGUUUCCGUUACCUUUAUUGACCAUAUGUGAAUCAAAUAGUUAACCAAUGCAAAUGUAGUACUUCAGUAGUUCAGCAGAGGAAAGGGUUUUUAGAUUUCAAAGCCAUCGUAUACCUCAUCUGUUGAUGAUCUACAAUAUAAAGUCCACACAUGAAAAUGAGGCAGCUUCUCCAGUUCACUGUAAUAGUAUUUAUAUCUAUAUUUCUUAUGUGCAUUUACUUUUAAGGCAGCACUUGCCAUGUCAAAUUUCAAGUGUAGAGAGACAGAUUUAUUUUUUGCUCUCUAAUGUGUGUCAGUGUUUGCUUUGAUAUUUAUCAAACUAACUUAUUUUAUAUGCAUGUUCCCCUCCGUUAUGUUCAUACAAAAUGAGAAAAUGUUUCAAGUUACGGUCUAAUUAUGGUGCUAUUGGUGAAAUAGAAAACAUAAUUUUUUUCCAAAAAUUGUAUAGAAAUGUUAUAUUUGAGUUGAACUGUGUUCUCAUUGAAACAGUGCUAGUUUAAAAUUGGACACAUUUAAAAAUUAAUAAUUGAAAACAUGCAGUAGAAAAAAAAAAGCGAUAAAAGGAUAGAUGUAUAGAUUAUUUACUAUUAUUUUUAUUAUUAAACAUACAUAUUGAUGUAUCAAGCUUUUAAAAAAAGUUCAAAUGCCAACACUUGAAGACCGUUUCUUCACUUUAUAUUUUCAUAUUCGUCUUUCUUUUCUGUUAUGAAUGUUAUUGCAGGAUUUUUUUGUUUUAAUCUGCUGUAAUGAUAGAAAAGCUAAAAAGAAGCAGUAGUUUAUAGGGUUGUCACAAUACCAGCUAUAGUAUCCUUAUACUAUGUACAUACACACCACUGUACCUCUAUUGCUGUGUGGAUCCAAAGGAUGUUUAUUAUAGUUUAUUUAUGAACUAUUAUUAUAGUUUAAUAUCCUUCUGAAUGUUUUGGAGUGCAGUUCUCGCUGAAAGCCCUAGGGAGUCAAAGUCAAAAUUUAAUCUUGUACAUUUAUAUCUUUAAUAAUGCAUUUGAGCAUUAUAAACAAACCCUAUAACUACAAUAUAAGUCUUCAAUAUUUAGUUUAUUUUCCUUUUCUUUAUAAGACCGUGUCAAAUUACAAAGUAAUUCUUCUUAAAUUCCCAUAUUGUGUUGCACUUUCUGUGUGAACAGCUCCUGAAGCACUGGACUUAAACACAUGCCAUUGCUGAAUAUGAGCCAUGCUUGCCGCUUCACAGUGGAGUUGAGCUUAAAGGGAUACUCCAGCCCAAAAUGAAAAUUGUCAUUAAUCACUUAGCCCCAUGUCGUUCCAAACACAAUUUAAGAUAUUUUGGAGGAAAACCAGGAGGCUUGCAACUGUCCCAUUGACUGCCAAGUAAAUUACACUAUCAAGGCCCAGAAAAAUAUGAUAGACAACAUCAGAAUAGUCCAUCUGCCAUCAGUGGUUCGACCUUAAACUUAUGAAGCGACGACAGUAAUUUUUUUUAUGCAAAUAAAAGAAAAAUAACAAUUUUUUUUUUUUUAUUUAUUUGUCUUUUCUGUGCCUCUCCGCUGCUCCUGUGUCAGACGCGCAACAAGGAUGCACUGUAUUCUUUCAAAUCAAUGCACAAAUACACGUAGAAAACAGCGCAACCUUGUUGCACGUUCGACACAGAAGCGUGUAUGCAGCCUGUGCUACAGUGAUGAGGAGAGGCACAGAGUAGACAAAUUGUUAAAUAAAGUCGUUAAUUUUGUUUUAUUUGCAUACAGAAAGUAUUCUUGUCGUUUCAUAACUUUACGGUUGCAAUUUUCAUUUUAGGGUGGAGUAUUUCUUUAAGUUGGUCCUGUUACUACCUACUGGAAUGCAGUACAGGCAUUGUGAUACUACAGCAGCGCCUGUAUAUUGAGAAAGUCUAGUAAUUGAGAUUUUGUUUAAUCACUACCUCAGAUUUACUACUUUUUGUCCCCUGCUCUUUUGACCUUGGCUUUAAGGGCCCUCAAUCUGACUUGAAAUGCAGCAUAUUUUCCAAGGGAUGAUUUGAAUGAAGUAAAUGUUUGUAUGUCAACAGUCUAAAAUGCAAAAAUUAGCGAGAUUAAAAGGGCAUCCAUAAUUCAUUCAGGCUCCACACUGCCCAGUGUAUCAGAGAAAUGAACUCUUAGGAAUUAAAUCAUAGGAAUUUCCAUACACGAUUAUUAUAUUCUGAACCUAAUUCUGUACUAAUUUACAAUUCAAACUGCAGAUGACCCGGAAAUGCAUUGUCUGCAUAUAAACCAUUUCUCUGUAUGCAUCAUAAUGAAAAUGGAUAAGAAACUCUGAAACAUUUACCAGUAUUGAAAUAGUUUUCUCACUUUAUUUCAUUGUUUUAGUGCACAGACAUCUGUUGAGUGUUUGUUUCAGAGGAUGUGUCGUCUUGUUUAUGUGCAUAAUUCACACUUGCUUCUUUCCAAGUAAUGGCUUCAAAGAGAGAUUGAGCUUCCUAGAAGGUUCAUUUUUGUUUCAGCUACUGCAUUUCAUUUUGUCUAUCACUCUGCUGCUGUAGUCCAAAUUGAUCAAGAACCCUGUACACAUUGUAUUCCAGCAAUCUUCUAGCCGUGGCUUCUCACUUUACGUUCUAGAACAAUCGCAAUACAUUUGGAAUGUAUUUUUUUCUGAAGAUACACAAUAAGUUUCAAGUAAUCAGCAGGGCCUAGUAUUACAAUUGUGUUGUCUUUCACAGUGAGUCAUAAGAUUUUGGUAAUCAUCACAAGGACAGCAUCUCCACCACAAGUGUGCCUUCCAUUUCAACAGCCUCAUUUCUGAAUAAGCUUCAGUCGAAUUCAGAAGAAUAACAUAAAUCUUAAGCCAGUUAUUCUCAAUGCAUCAAGUGCUUUGGCAUCUUAGAUUUUGUAUAAUGUGCCCUCAAAAACUGUGUAAUGUAUUCGGACACAUGGUACUGUAAUACAGUUUUGUAUGGGACGUGCUGUAUAUAUAUACUGUAGAAACUGACAUUUUUAGAGGAAUUCUAUUUUUUAAAACUUGUAUAAACACUACGGAAAGAAAACGAAUCAAAAGAAAAGCAAAUGAAUCAAAAAUGACCUUUGACUUGCCAAAGUGCAUCAAAAAGGGUCUUUCCUGUGUGUAAGGGAACGGUUGGCAUUGGAAACUCCAGAAGCACAAUGUGUUUCAUGCUGCGAUGCCAAAGGAGAGAAAAAAACUUCGAAAGGCCUCUCAGUGCUAUUUUCCUUUUCAAGUACAGAGGUCCAAAGGGCCCUCUUUUUAAUAUUAGUGUUCCGUUCUUAUUUAUUUGUUCUUUUGAAACUGUAAUGUAAUGAUUUUUUGCCAGUGUAUUUUUGGUAAUAAAGUAUGAACAAGUCA
This is a messenger RNA of Carassius gibelio (silver crucian carp), 6414 nucleotides long. It is a transcript of the gene znf507, whose product is annotated as zinc finger protein 507. The record is from RefSeq and is a predicted model, not a curated record. NCBI's taxonomy places the organism in Eukaryota, Metazoa, Chordata, Actinopteri, Cypriniformes, Cyprinidae. Gene Ontology annotation, cellular component: nucleus. The coding region runs from base 157 to 3015 and encodes 952 amino acids. The transcript is spliced from 7 exons. Gene Ontology annotation, biological process: regulation of gene expression.